UCUCUCUCUCUCUCUCCCCCCUCUCUCCCUCUUCUCUUCCUGUUUUUUUUGCAUCCCCUUCUCCCAAAUCGGUGUCCCCCCGCUAUUCUCUCCUCCCCCUCCUCCUCUCUUUCUUUCUUCCUUCCUCUCUUUCUCGCCUCUACAUAGUCGUCCUUUCCUCCCCCCUUUUCUACAUCUCCCCUCUCUGUUUCCUUGUGACGACUCUUCCCACCCAGUCGGUCACGUCUCCCCGGGUUUCUCCCUCUCCUUUUCAUUCAUGUCCACUAUGGCUUUCCAGAACAAGUCGACAGGCGCCGCUCCCGCCAGCGCUCCUGCCGUUCCCACCAGCACCCAGGUCCCUGCCGCUGUGCCGGCUGCCGCCCCCUCUCAGACCAUCACUGCUGGCAUUCGGCCACAGCUUCAGAACAUUGUUGCCUCGCUCAACCUGAACUGCGCGCUGCAGCUGCGUGACAUCGCCACCAAGGCCCGCAAUGCCGAGUACAACCCUCGGCGCUUCUCCGCGGUGAUCAUGCGCAUCCGCGAGCCGAAGACCACUGCCUUGGUCUUCGCCUCCGGCAAGAUGGUCGUCACCGGGGCUAAGAGCGAGAAUGAGUCGCAGUUCGCUGCGCGCAAGUUCAUGCGCAUCAUUCAGAAGUGUGGUUUCAAGGUGGACUUCAAUGAUUUCACCAUCCAGAAUGUGGUCGGGUCAUGCGAUGUGCGUUUCCCCAUCCGUCUGGAGGGGCUGCAGAACACCCACGGCAGCUCGUCCAACUAUGACCCGGAGCUCUUCCCGGGGCUGAUCUUCCGCAUGCACGACCCGAAGGUCGUGCUGCUGAUUUUCGUCUCCGGCAAGAUUGUCCUGACCGGGGCAAAGCGGUGCGAGGAAAUCGAACAGGCCUUCGAGCGCAUCUACCCCGUGCUUCUUGAGUACAAGAAGCACUAAGCGCCAGACGAAGAGAUCGCGGGAGGCAGCAAACCACAGGGAGAGGGGGAGUGUCGGGGGAGCGCCCGGGGUGCGGGAAAGUGCCCUCUGCCUGCUGUCCACGACGGUGUUGCGCAUGUGUACAUCCUACAGCGCCAGUGGGGGCAGUGUGCAUCUCUCCCUGCCCUCUCCUCCCUCCCUCCUCUCUUCCUUUUUGUUGCUGCCUCCUUCACACACGCACAGGCACAUUCGCAUGUGUCUGUGUUCGUGUCCCUCUUCCCUCUGCCAGCCCGCUCCCUCUUCACAUUUCUUCUUCUUGCGGCGCGCACACAGCCCGGCACACGUCUACGGCGGCGCCUUCACACCCAUUCUCUCACAUCCUAGUCAGAGAAAAGGACGGGGGGUACGGUUGAGAGCGGGUGGUGAGAGAGCACCUGUGGUGACCAUCUGAGCAGGGGUGACUCCCUGGUCCGAUGUUCCUUCAUCCCCUUCUCCUCCUCCCCUUCUCCCUCCCUCUCCGGGGGUGUGUAUGGUGGUUUAUGUGCGCCAGUUUGCGUGUGUGCGCGCGCGCGCGCGCGCGCAAAAGCCGGCGAGGCAGAGGGGCCCAACGGCCCACUCCCCGCUCUUCCCAUCCGUCCUUGUAUAUUAUCCCCAUUCAACAUAUCCCCCCCCCCCGGCAUCUGGGCCGACGCCCCUCCGGCGUGCGCGGGGGCUGCUGUGCGCUCUCCCUCCUUCCUCCCCCCCCCCUCUCUCUUUCUCCUUCCUUGUGCAUAUGUGCGUGAGCGCGCUGUUGGCUUUGAUACCUGCACGGGGCUGUCUUCUUCGUUUUGUGCGCGUGCAUGGGGGCUGUCCCGCCCCUCUCCUCGCGCGAGACAGCAACGUGUGUGGUACUCAGUCUGCCGAGGAGGCUCACCGGGGCCGCCCCUCUUUCCCUCUCCAUGAGGGAGAGAGACCACGGCCGACGGCUGUGGGGCGGCGUGCCGCCGCACACCCACAUGGGGACGCGUCAUUGGAGAAGGUCCAAGUACCUCCUCUAUAUUCCGCGCCGCCCAUGGUGUGUUUCCCUCGUGUGUGUUCCUCCAUGGCCAGACACAAGGAGUCCUGCUGAUGUGCGUGUGUGCGUGUGUCUGCGGCAGCACAUGCACACCCACACCCACACCGAGUGCACACCAUGCCUCGGGUCAGCGAGUGAGCGAGAGAGACAGCCGGAGAAGAAGGGAGGAGUCGCAGAGGGCGGCUCCCGCGAAAGAAGCCAUUUGAGUUUUUUCAAAAUGACAGUUAAAAAUGACAAAAAUCUCAACAUUCUCCUGCUGCUGCCCGCGGUCCCUGCGCCCUUUCCCCUCCAUGCUGCUUCCUGGCCCGCGUUCUUCGCGGGCCGCGGAGGCGCGGGGAACAGUGCCGGACAGCGCGCGAGGCGGCAGCCUUCCCUCCCUCAAUAUCCUUCUUUUGCCCUUUAUUUCUUCCUAGAAUGUCUGCCAUCCUUCCUCCGCUCUAGACAGAAAAACAAAAAAAAUACAAAAACUUCCAAAA
Fonticula alba is the source of this 2431-nucleotide messenger RNA. Its product is annotated as transcription initiation factor TFIID TATA-box-binding protein. NCBI's taxonomy places the organism in Eukaryota, Rotosphaerida, Fonticulaceae. Gene Ontology annotation, biological process: DNA-templated transcription initiation. The coding region runs from base 257 to 922 and encodes 221 amino acids. The record is from RefSeq and is a predicted model, not a curated record. The transcript is spliced from 3 exons. Gene Ontology annotation, molecular function: RNA polymerase II general transcription initiation factor activity; DNA binding.